Haemonchus placei is the source of this 312-nucleotide messenger RNA. NCBI's taxonomy places the organism in Eukaryota, Metazoa, Nematoda, Chromadorea, Rhabditida, Trichostrongylidae. The record is from the annotation of a GenBank genome assembly.
AUGGGUGACUGUAGCGAAUUCCAGUACCUUCGAGCAGGAAUUUUGCCUGUAGACUUCGUUAGGCAUGCUUGCCUCAGUGAAAGAGAGGAAUCGAUCUUCUCACCGAAAUGCGCCAUGCAUUCAACUUCUAACCAAAAUUCUACAGCCCGAGCAAUGAUCAGUGGAUAUGAGAUUCACUGUCCCUACCGAUAUCGUGAUACCGACCGCCCAACCCAGAAAUAUGAAGAUCGACUCGGCCAAAACUUGGCCCUGAUUUUCACUGGAGAUACGAAUACGGUAGUGGCGUCUAUUGGAAUCCGCGUGAUGUCCUGA